Messenger RNA from Candoia aspera, 3654 nucleotides. RefSeq names its product vomeronasal type-2 receptor 26-like. Gene Ontology annotation, biological process: G protein-coupled receptor signaling pathway. The coding region runs from base 1 to 3654 and encodes 1217 amino acids. Gene Ontology annotation, molecular function: G protein-coupled receptor activity. Gene Ontology annotation, cellular component: plasma membrane. The transcript has 8 exons. The record is from RefSeq and is a predicted model, not a curated record. Lineage: Eukaryota; Metazoa; Chordata; Lepidosauria; Squamata; Candoiidae.
AUGCAACUUCUUUCUGCAAGAAACAGAUUUGUCCCAAACUACAAGUGUGAUAUUCAGGACAAUCUAACUGUAGUCAUUGGAGGACUAUAUUCUGAUACCUCCACCCAGAUUGCAAAUGUUUUGGACAUCUACAAGAUUCCUCAGCUUUUGUAUGGCUUUGGUCCAGGGGUGACUGAUAAAACACAUGUCCCUUCCUUCUUUCGGAUGGUUCCAAAUGAAGCCCAUCAGUAUGGAGGACUCCUCCAAUUACUACUUCACUUUGGAUGGAUAUGGACUGGAUUUAUUGCUGACAAUUAUGAAAAUGGGGAGAGGUUUGUACAGAACAUGCUACCAACAUUUCUUAGUCAUGGCAUCUGUUUUGACUUCAUUGAAAUUUAUUCCCAGUUACGGUUCUACGAUGACCUUUUCAACAUGAACCAAUGGGUAUAUCAAGUAUAUGCUAAAGUCAUGAGUAGCACAGCCAUUUCAAUAAUAUUCUAUGGAGAAGCUAAUUCCAUGAUAACACUGAGAUGGAUGCUAUAUUCACCAAACACAGCAGAUACAAUCCACAAUGGGAAGUAUAAACUCUGGAUUCUGACAGCCCAAAUGGAAUUUGCAGCAUUUGCUUUACAAAUAAAUUGGUGUGUCCAUGCCCUCCAUGGGGCCAUAUCAUUUGCAAUCCACACCAAUGAGCUACUUAGAUUCCAGACCUUCCUUCAAAGUAAAAACCCUUUCAGAACAAAAGAAGAUGAUUUUCUAAAUAUUUUCUGGGAGCAAGCCUUCCAAUGUAAAAUCCCAAGUUCAAGCAUCACAGAAGAAGAGGCUGUCAAAAUCUGCACUGGAAAGGAGAGACUAGAAAACAUUCCUGGGCCUCUUUUUGAAAUGAACAUAACUGGCCACAGUUACAAUGUCUACAAUGCUGUGUAUGCAGUGGCUCACGUUUUACAUGCCAUGCAUUUGUCCAAUUUCAAAGGCCCAACACUGAAAAAAAGAAAACUUCAGAAUCAUCACCCAUGGCAGCUCUAUCAUUUUCUGAAACGUAUAUCAUUUAACAACACUGCUGGAGACAAAAUUUCCUUUGAGCAGAAUAGAGUGCUAGUUAUAGGAUUUGAUAUUAUCAACUGGGUCACAACAACAAAUACAUCUUUCAAUAGAGUAAAAGUUGGGAGGAUUGACCUCCAGGUUCCACAGGAUGAUGCCUUCACCAUUCAUGAAGAUGCCAUUGUGUGGCACAGCUCUUUUAACCAGGCAGGUUUCAAUGUGGUGACUAAGAACUAUCAACAUGUCUUGGCCUUGGAAUUUGCAAUAAAGGAGAUCAAUGAAAAUCCCUUCAUUUUACCCAAUGUCACCCUGGGAUUCCACCUGUAUGAUAUCUACUCUGAUGCCAGAUUGACCUAUCAAGCCACAAUGCAACUUAUUUCCAUGAAGAACAAAUUUAUUCCCAACUACAAGUGUGGCCUCAAGUACAAACUAAGUGCAGUCAUCGGGGGACUUCACUCAGAGACCUCUCACCUGAUAGCAAAUAUUUUGGAUAUCUAUAGGAUUCCACAGCUCCUGUAUGGCUCUACUCCAGUGAGGACAUGUAAAACUGAAUUACUUACCCCUUAUCGGAUGGUUCCAGAUGAUGCCCUUCAAUAUCUAGGAAUUCUUCAGUUACUCCUCCAUUUCAAAUGGAUAUGGAUUGGAUUCAUCGCUGAUGAUAAAGAUAAUGGAGAAAUGUUUCUGGAGUUCAUGCUUCCAUUGUUUUCUAAGAGUGGAAUAUGUUUAGCUUUCACAGAAACAUGCCCUCAGAAUGUAAGCUUUGAUGAUUAUAAGGAAGACAUCAUAAGGAAAGGGUCUGAAAUGUAUGAAAAAGUCAUGAGCAGUGGAGCUAAUGCUUUGGUCUUCUAUGGAGAAGCUGAUUCCAUCAUAUUUUUGAGAUGGAUGCUAUACUUCCCAGAAAUAGAAGUUAGUUUAUGCAAACCGAAGGGUAAAGUCUGGAUUCUUACUGCUCAGAUGGAGAUAAAAUCACUUGUCUUUCAGUGGGCUUGGGAUAUACAGGUCAUCCAUGGUGCUCUGUCUUUUGCAAUUCAUUCCAAAGACCUGCAGCAAUUCAAAGCAUUUAUUCAGGGAAGGAACCCUUCCAGUGCAACAGGAGAUGGUUUGAUCAUUGAUUUUUGGGAACAGGCCUUUCGCUGUGUUUUCCCCAAUACUCUCUGGGGUCAAAUUGAGGGUGACAUCUGCACUGGAGAGGAGAGACUGGAGAACCUUUUGGGACCCUUUUUUGAAAUAAGCAUGACUGGCCACAGCUACAGCAUCUAUAAUGCUGUCUAUGCAGUGGCCCAUGCCUUGGAUGCCAUGUUCCUAUCUAACUUCAGACCUAGAACAAGGACGGAAGAAGAUGGGACAAUAAAACUGAAUUAUCAGCCAUGGCAGCUUCACUUCUUUCUGAGGCAAGUCUCAUUUAACAACAGUGUAGGAGAUAAAAUAUUUUUUGACCAGGAUGGAAUGGUAGUAGCAGGAUUUGAUGUCAUAAACUGGAUUACAUUCCCAAAUCAGUCCUUUGCUAGAGUAAAAGUUGGAAGAAUGGAUCCCAAAGCCCCUAAUCCUGACCAGGCAUUUACCAUCAACAAUGAUGCUAUUGUGUGGCACAGCUGGUUUAACCAGGCACAGCCUCUUUCUGUUUGUAAUGACAAUUGUCGUUCUGGAUAUAGCAAGCAGAAGAAGGAAGGGAAGCCAUUCUGCUGUUAUGACUGCAUUCCAUGUUCAGAAGGAAAGAUAUCUACACUAAAGGAUACAGCUGACUGUUUUCAGUGCCAAGAAAAUCAUUAUCCAAACAAAGAUCAUAAUUCAUGCAUCCCCAAGAGCAUAGACUUUUUGUCAUAUGAAGAACCGCUGGGGUUUGGCUUAUUUCUUGGGAUUCUUACAUGUUCCUUGAUAACAGCUCUGGUCCUAGGGAUAUUUCUGAAGCGCCACAACACCCCUAUUGUCAAAGCCAACAACCGGAAUCUCUCAUAUAUUCUCCUCAUCUCCCUCUUGCUCUGCUUUCUUUGUGCAUUACUCUUCAUUGGCAAACCUACUCAGGUGACCUGUCUUCUCCGACAGACUACUUUUGCUAUUACAUUCUCAGUGGCUGUUUCUUGUGUGUUGGCAAAAACCAUGACUGUUGUUUUGGCUUUCAUGGCCACCAAUCCAGGAUCAAGAAUGAAAAAAUGGAUAGGGAGAAAACUAGCCACUUCCACUGUCCUUUGCUGUUCCCUUAUUCAAGCGAGUAUUUGUGCUGCAUGGCUGACAACCUCUCCCCCAUUUCCUUCUGCUGACACACAUUCAGUGCCUAAUGAAAUUCUCUUGCAGUGUAAUGAGGGAUCAGUUGGAAUGUUUUACUAUGUUUUUGGAUAUUUGGGUUUCUUGGCAUUGGCAAGUUUCACUGUGGCUUUCCUUGCCAGGAAGUUACCUGACGGUUUCAAUGAAGCCAAGUUCAUCACUUUCAGCAUGUUGGUCUUCUGCAGUGUUUGGCUCUCCUUUGUUCCAACCUAUCUGAGCACUAAAGGGAAAUACAUGGUGGCUGUGGAGAUCUUUUCUAUCUUAGCCUCUGGUGCUGGGCUGUUGGGCUGUAUCUUUUCCCCCAAAUGUUACAUUAUUUUGCUGAAGCCUAAGCUAAAUACACGGCAACAAUUAACAAGGAGAACCCCCUAA